UGCAGUCACAGAACGCCUUCGAACGCCAACGCAAAGGAUUGUAGCUCUGGAACAAGCCAAUUUGAACCAAAAAGGGAAUUUUGCAAACAAAAUGAGAGUGUUUUUGGUGCUUGCUAUCCUGUCCCUGGCACAGGCCGCAGAGGUGCCGCAGACCACAGAGGCGACCACAACGACAGGGAAACCGAAACCCCAGCAGAUGGAGCUCCCCGAGCACAUACAGACACUGAUAACCAAUCACAUCCAUCAAGUGCUCCAGCACGUGAAGCAGAAUGCUCAGAAGCCCCCUCACACAUUGACUGGCACUGUGGAGGCGGGCAAAGGGAUUGGGAGUGGGAGUGGGUCGCCAGUGGUUGAGCCCUUUUCAGGUCUCCUUCCACCACUUGCACACCCUGGUGAUGUCCAUCUCCCUGCCGUUGACCAGCCAGCGGCUUCACCUGCGCUGCAACCUGGCCUACAGUCGCUGCAAGCUAAUGAUCCACAGGUGAGGGUGAUAAAUCACCAGGCCACCGGCUCACUACUCCACCAGGGGCGCCCGGUGGUGCAGAACAAGGUGGUGAUGCCCCCUGUGCCACAUGUGGUGCUCUCCCUGCCCGGCCAGCAGUCCGUCGAUAUUGCGGACAAGGUGAACAAGCUGCAGCAGCAUGUCAGCCAGGUGAUGCAACAGGCCCAGCUCCACAUUCCUCUGGCCAUUCAAGAGGCGAUCAAGAGGAAGAAGGAACAGCAGAAGCAGCAGGAACAGACCACACAGCAGCCGAAGGAUCAGAACAAGGAACAACAGAAAGAAGAAGGGGAACAACAGGAGAACGAAGAUCCAACGACGCCCCAGCCGGACUCCUCAUCAACACCAGUCUCAACAAAAAGCAAAACAGGUCGCUCCCUGGACACGUGGCCCCACCACGCCAACCAGGUGCACAUCCCCCAGUUGAUUGCCGAACAUCAAGAGGAGAUCGACCGGGGCAAAUGCAGCUUCAAGUGUCCACGCCAGGCCCUGUCCAUCUGCGCCAGCAAUGGCAAUUGCGUUGUCAACUUUCCCGGCCAAUGCGAGCUGAGUCAAUGGAACUGCUUCAAUACCAAAAAUGUUUUCCAUCAAGUGCACGAUGCCGAGUGCCAGAAUACCAUCAAGUGCUAUAAGCGUGAUAUGAUGUAGAGGUUACAGGAUGACAGAUACCCUCCCUUAGACCAUGGAAAAGUCGUAGCUCAAGGGAAUGUAUCAUACUUUUUUUGUAUACUGCAAAUAUCUUACAAUUUAAUAAAGAACUAUUUUAAUAAUAUUAGAUUCCAAUUCC
Messenger RNA from Drosophila miranda, 1286 nucleotides. RefSeq names its product alpha/beta-gliadin A-V. Lineage: Eukaryota; Metazoa; Arthropoda; Insecta; Diptera; Drosophilidae. The record is from RefSeq and is a predicted model, not a curated record. Gene Ontology annotation, molecular function: protein binding. The transcript has 3 exons. Bases 92 to 1147 code for a protein of 351 amino acids.